Messenger RNA from Caenorhabditis elegans, 876 nucleotides. RefSeq names its product G-protein coupled receptors family 1 profile domain-containing protein (gene srsx-12). Gene Ontology annotation, cellular component: membrane. Gene Ontology annotation, molecular function: G protein-coupled receptor activity. Gene Ontology annotation, biological process: signal transduction; G protein-coupled receptor signaling pathway. Lineage: Eukaryota; Metazoa; Nematoda; Chromadorea; Rhabditida; Rhabditidae. The transcript is spliced from 4 exons. The record is from RefSeq and is marked reviewed. Bases 1 to 876 code for a protein of 291 amino acids.
AUGAGCGUCGAGUCCGUUAAUAAUAUCAUUGUCACGGUAUACAAGUUUUCAUUUUUUGUGAUCGGAAUUGUUGGAAAUUCGCUUUUUAUUCACCUAAUUUUCAAAAAACAAAAACUGCGUUCUCGAUCAACAUUGCUCCAAUGUGUUCAGUGCGCUUUCCAAAAUUUAUGUCUUGUCGGAACGAUUCUUGUCUCAGCUUUGACUUUUAUAACUGAAAUUAGAAGAGAUGAAUGUUUCAUUUUCAUAUCUUUUUAUAUAUUUUCCCAGGCAGCUCAAGGAUUAUUAAUGCUAUUGAUUAUGAUAGAUGUGCUGAUUUUUGUCAAGUUUCCAUUAUUCUAUAGAAAUCUUGCAAAUUGGAAAUAUUUUUCCAGUUGUUUCAUUUUCGUUUUUCUGUAUUCUUCAACUGUGAUUUUAUACGGAUAUCUUACUACAAAUGAUGAUAUAAUUCAUGCUUGCAAUCCGUUAUUUGCGUUCGCAUUAACAUCUAGAUAUACUUUCAAAAGUUCAAUGCUCAUUUUGAGCUUAUUGACUUUAAUUAUCUAUAUAGUUAUGAUAAGGAUUUUCAAGAAUAAAAAUAAAAGUCGCAACAAGGACUCUAUAAAAAUCAUGAGACGUCUUCAGCUUUCUGUAGUUAUUUUUGUUUUUACGUGGCUGGUUAGUCAAGCCUUGGCAAUGGUUUUCCUGCACGAUGAUGGAUCCAUACAUUGGGAGAAAAUUGUUUUCGUUCAUAAUUCCUUUUUCAUUGUCCUAUCCUACAGCAAUACAUUUUACGUGACAAUGUGGAAAAGUGGAGAGUAUCGAAAAAAUUUCCGUUCGGUGUGGGGAUUGAAUCGGAAGGUUAUUGUUGCAAGCCGGAAUACAAUGAAUUUAUCGUAA